AUGUCCGUCUCAGCCAACUUUGCGGCGGUCGCUGGGCUGUGUCUGGCGGUCAUGUUUCUGUUACAUAUUCUCAGGCGAACACCGAAGCGCAAUGAUCUACCCCCGGGUCCCCCGCGCAUCCCAUUCCUGGGAAAUAUUCAUCAAUUACCGAAGGUUGAUCAAUACCUUACAUUCAUGGAAUGGGCGGCGCAAUACGGGGACAUCGUCUACGCUGAGAUUCUCACCCAACCCAUUGUCAUCCUCAGCUCUGCGAAGGCUGCAUUCGAUCUCAUGGAAAAACGCGGGGCAAGAUACUCCAAUAAACCGCGUUUUGUGUAUUUUGUCGAAUUGGUGGGAUGGACCGGAAACCUCGGGUUUGUUCAAUACAAUGAGACCUGGAGACGCAUGAGGAAGUGGUAUCAACGAGCAUUCAUUGCGAGGUCUUCCGCGGACAGUUAUCAUCCUGCACAGUAUCGUCAAGUGCGCCGCCUCCUGGUUGAUCUCCUGGAAAACCCAGUAGAAUUCGAACAUCAAUUGAAACGAUACAGCGCGGGAAUAGUCCUUGAGAUCGGCUAUGGACAUACUGUCACGUCGUUGGACGACGACCACUUCAUCAAGGUGACGGAAGACGGCCUUAGAGAAUGCCUCGCUGGGAGUGGCGCCGGAGUGGCUUCAGUGGAUUUUCUUCCAAUCUUGAGAUAUUUGCCUGCGUGGUUGCCGGGCAUGCACUUCAAAUAUAGUGCAGCAAAAGCUCGCAAAGCUAUCGAAGACAUGGAAGACAUGCCAUACCGGACCGUCAAGAAUGACAUGGCAAAUGAUCGGGACUGCGAAGCCUCAUUCACGACAGACUUGAUAGAGGAAUGCUCCAGGAAAGGGACUCUGACAGCGGAGGAUGAACGAGAUAUCAAGGGUGCUGCAGGGACACUAUAUGCGGCGGGCACCGACACGUCUUUAACAAGUAUGCUCGUUUUUAUACUGGUGAUGGUCCAGUAUCCGGAAGUGCUCAAAAAGGCGCAACUGGAGCUUACCUGCGUUGUCGGCGAUUCAAGACUACCGGACUUCAGAGACAGAGCAUCCCUACCGUAUCUCGAAUGCAUAAUCAGAGAGGUAUAUCGGUGGUGUCCGGCGAUUACUGCGUGUAAUAAUUGGCAAAAUUUGUCCAUUCCUUGCUCCGCAUGUGGCGCGGAAGACGAUGUGUAUGGCACUUAUUACAUUCCUAAAGGUUCGAUGAUAAUGGCAAAUCUGUGGGCGAUAUUCCGAGAUCCCGAGAUGUACCCGGAACCAGAUGUCUUUAAACCGGAGCGAUUCCUCACGAUUGAUGCGGAUGAGGAUUUCAAGCUCAAAGAUCCAAAGAAGAUGAUGUUCGGUUUCGGGCGGAGUAGAAUAUGCCCAGGACGUUACUUUGCAGACGACAAUGUGUGGCUUGCCGCAGCGUGCAUCAUAGCGACUCUCGACAUUGGCAAGGCGCGGAAUGACCACGGUCAGGAGAUCACACCGGCACCGAGGUUCAUAUCUGGGACUAUCAUGCAUCCUGAACCAUUUGUCUGUGAUAUCCGACCUCGAUCCGAGAAGAGUCGACAAGUGAUCCUUGACAGCAGUACAGAAAACUGA
Messenger RNA from Fomitopsis serialis, 1590 nucleotides. RefSeq names its product cytochrome P450. The coding region runs from base 1 to 1590 and encodes 529 amino acids. Gene Ontology annotation, molecular function: iron ion binding; heme binding; oxidoreductase activity, acting on paired donors, with incorporation or reduction of molecular oxygen. The transcript has 13 exons. NCBI's taxonomy places the organism in Eukaryota, Fungi, Basidiomycota, Agaricomycetes, Polyporales, Fomitopsidaceae. The record is from RefSeq and is a predicted model, not a curated record.